CAAAAGUAAUUUUAUAUAUUUUGAUACUGUCGCCAUCUAGUAAUGCACAUCAUAACAUGAGCUAAUCAGUCUAUAAGAGUUUUCUAAGCUAGAGACAUCUUUUUCUCAAGCGUUAUUAUCGUAUUACGAUUGAUGAUAAUUUUAUAUUAUUUUAAUCACAUUUAUAAUAUGCGGUUUUUCAUAUUCUAAAGCACUUUUAUGAUAAAUCAGUAUUAAUAAAUUAAUAUUUAAAGAUUCUAUAUGGUUAGUAAAACAAAUAUAAAUAUCGUUACUUUUAUGUGUAAAGUGAUUGUUGAACGAACUUGCGCAUAAAGGAUAGUAUGCGUGUAAUAUGUACACGUAUUAAAGUGUAAGAAUAAGAGUGUAAACAACAAUCAUUAUAAUUUGACUUAUGGUCAUGUGAAAUUCUUCUUUGGUUCUAUAAAAUUGUUAACUCUAUUAUUUGUACACGUAACGAUAAAAAAUAUGGCGACGAUGGAUGAAACAAAACUAGAUAUGUACGAUGAUGCAACAUAUAAUGUGGACCCUCAAAAUGUUGAAGGAGAGAUGACAGUAGGACCCAAACAAAAAUCAAAUCUAGGUGAACCAGAAUUUAAUACAUUAGACGAACCGAUAAGGGAUACAAUUCUUAGAGAUGUUAGAGCUGUAGGCAAGAAAUUCUAUCACGUUUUAUAUCCUAGGGAGAAGAAAAGUUUACUGAAAGAAUGGGACCUUUGGGGACCGUUAGUGUUAUGUACAUUUAUGGCAAUGAUAUUACAAGGAUCAUCUGAUACAACUGAUAAUUCUAAUGAUGGUGGACCUGAAUUUGCAGAGGUAUUUGUUAUAGUAUGGAUUGGAUCCAUGGUUGUCACAUUGAAUUCUAAACUUUUAGGUGGUAACAUAUCAUUUUUCCAAAGUGUCUGUGUCUUAGGAUAUUGUUUAUUGCCAACUGCCAUUGCAUUAAUUCUAUGCAGAAUUAUAUUAAUGGUAGAACAAAGUACUUUCUUAUUCAUACUCAGAUUUAUUAUUACUAUGAUUGGGUUUAUAUGGGCUACAUAUGCAUCUAUGGCAUUCCUUGGAGAUAGUCAGCCUGUUGGGAGGAAACCUUUAGCUGUUUAUCCUAUUUUUCUAUUUUACUUUGUUAUUUCAUGGUUAGUAAUAUCACAUACGACAUAAAAUCAAAUAUAGUAAUUAAUAAUA
Molecule: messenger RNA, 1179 nt
Organism: Vespula pensylvanica (western yellowjacket)
Lineage: Eukaryota; Metazoa; Arthropoda; Insecta; Hymenoptera; Vespidae
Product: protein YIPF6
Exons: 7
Coding region: 466-1155 (229 amino acids)
Biological process (GO): endoplasmic reticulum to Golgi vesicle-mediated transport
Cellular component (GO): membrane; trans-Golgi network
Source: RefSeq, a predicted model, not a curated record